This is a messenger RNA of Eucalyptus grandis, 1348 nucleotides long. RefSeq lists its product as uncharacterized. The record is from RefSeq and is a predicted model, not a curated record. The transcript has 8 exons. Bases 56 to 1111 code for a protein of 351 amino acids. Lineage: Eukaryota; Viridiplantae; Streptophyta; Magnoliopsida; Myrtales; Myrtaceae.
UCGAUACCAAUCGCAAUCCGUACGAAUCGAAGAGCAGGACUUCCCGGGAAGUGGAAUGAAGCUCUCGUCAAUGGCCGCUCCUCUCCUCCUCUGCGCUUAUCCUCCCCCGACGCGCGCUCUUCCUUUCCGUCUCAGAGCGAGCAGCAGCAUGCCGGGCGCCGCGGUCGACGGAGCCGGAGCGCCGAAAAUGGCGGUCCGGUACGAGCUGCGGCCGGGGCAGAACCGCCUCCGCCACGAGCUCCCCUCCGGCCUGUCCAUGGAGGUCAUCGCGCAAGGGAGCGCCGACGAGAGCGGCGGGGACCUCAAUCCGCCGCUGGUGUUCGUGCACGGGAGCUACCACGCCGCCUGGUGCUGGGCCGAGCACUGGUUGCCCUUCUUCUCCGGCCGCGGGUUCGACUGCUUCGCCGUCAGCUUGCUCGGUCAGGGUGAAAGUGAUGCACCCUCUGCUUCUGUUGCUGGGUCGCUCCAGACACAUACAGCUGAUGUUGCCGACUUCAUCAACAAAAAACUUAGCUCGCCUCCAGUUCUGCUUGGACAUUCAUUCGGAGGGCUUAUUGUCCAAUACUACAUUGCAAACAUAAGAGAUGAGCAAUAUACAGAGAGAAAUGGUUUGUUCCCGAACUUGGCAGGAUCUGUGCUUGUUUGCUCUGUACCUCCUUCUGGUAAUAGUGGCAUAGUGUGGCGAUAUCUAUUUACCAAACCUAUAGCAGCUUUUAAGGUCACUCGCAGUUUGGCUGCUAAAGGCUUUCAAACUUCUCUUCCCCUUUGUAAGGAAACAUUCUUCUCUGCUGCAAUGGAGGAUCAUCUGGUGCAACGUUAUCAGGAACUAAUGAAGAAUAGUUCACAGAUGCCAUUGUUUGAUCUAAGGAAGCUGAAUGCUUCUCUUCCAGUUCCCUCUGUGCCCAAAUCUUCCAUUCAACUUCUCGUGGUGGGUGCAAAUGAUGAUUUCAUAGUGGAUGCUCAAGGGAUACGAGAAACAGGCGAAUACUAUGAUGUACCGCCGAUUUUUGUUGAAGGGGUGGCUCAUGACAUGAUGCUAGAUUGCUCGUGGGAGAAAGGUGCAGACGUUAUCUUGUCAUGGCUGAAGGGUUUAAGAAGGGACCAGAGAUGAAUGGUGUUUCUUUUCGCUCUGGUCUCCAUUUGAUCUAGAAUGCAGACUGCGUCGGAGCUCACUUCCUCAAAACAGAUGAUCCAACUCAAAUGUAAUUUCAAGAAAAGCGCCGUGCAACAUGUUUGCUGGUCCAUUGUUAGGUUGGGUUUCUGCUAUGCGCUGCAACAGCGACUUGUAAUUUAGCAAACUCGGCUGUGUAUCGAAUUUUGGAGAGAUUUUAUGAUUGCAUUAUUCAUU